Molecule: messenger RNA, 1546 nt
Organism: Mus pahari (shrew mouse)
Lineage: Eukaryota; Metazoa; Chordata; Mammalia; Rodentia; Muridae
Gene: Arl5c
Product: ADP ribosylation factor like GTPase 5C
Exons: 6
Coding region: 312-851 (179 amino acids)
Biological process (GO): intracellular protein transport; vesicle-mediated transport; protein localization to Golgi membrane
Cellular component (GO): trans-Golgi network; cytoplasm
Molecular function (GO): GTPase activity; GTP binding
Source: RefSeq, a predicted model, not a curated record
CUCGCAACACUAAAGCAGAUAGUCCCAACUUCAGUUUUCUCAGGGUAAAGAGGACUCUGGGAUUUUCCUUGCACUUUCCUGCCCCUAGACAAAUACCUAGUCUUCGUGGUGACGCCACUCAGACCCUCAGCACCGGGGAAGAGUCAGCGUCCGGUGGGAUUCCCAGGUCUCGAGGGUGACGCUUGGGAUUCCCCACAUCUGAUAGGAGCAGCGGGUCUGGCCCCUCCCCCAGGCAGGGCUUUGAAGAUUUGGGGCCAGACUCUGGCCCUGGAGGCUGCUGAGCCCCGCACGCCCCCAGCUCCGGGAGUGCCAUGGGACAGCUGAUAGCCAAACUGAUGAGAAUCUUUGGGAGACAGGAGCACAAAGUCAUCAUCGUGGGACUGGACAAUGCAGGAAAGACCACGAUUCUCUACCAGUUCCUGACCAAUGAGGUUGUUCACACCUGCUCCACCAUUGGGAGCAACGUGGAAGAAAUUGUUCUUCAGAAGACCCACUUCCUCAUGUGGGACCUAGGGGGCCAGGAGGCCCUGCGCUCCACUUGGGACACUUACUACUCUAAUGCUAAGUUUGUCAUCCUUGUGAUAGAUAGUACAGACCGGAAUCGGCUGCUGACCACCCGGGAGGAGUUGUAUAAGAUGCUGGCCCAUGAGGCCCUUCAAGAUGCUUCAGUGCUGAUCUUUGCCAACAAGCAGGAUGUGAAAGACUCCAUGACCACAGCAGAGAUCUCCCAAUUUCUCACACUCAGUGCCAUCAAAGACCACCCGUGGCAUAUCCAAGGCUGCUGUGCCCUCACGGGAGAAGGGCUGCCAGCUGGGCUCCAGUGGAUGCAAUCUCAGGCCACCACCAACUGAUGUCCUAGCCCGAGGCCAACCAGAAACCGAAUGGCUAGCGCCAAUGAGAAACACCAGUCAUUUAUUGGUGGAAAGAGGGUGGCUAUGGACAAAAAGAUUACUACAGUCCUCUCAACUGUCACUGAGAGCUGGAUCAAAGACUUCAAGUUGGUGCAGACAGGACUACAGAUGAAGCUGUCCACCCACUCCAUCACUGCUGGUGUGAGGAGAGACACCAGGGAACUUACUGCGGGGUGUGGGGGGCACCAGGUCUCUCCCAGUUCUCACCUUCUGUCUUCUCUCAAGCAAGAGAUCUUUGACAUUUCCCCCUAUCCACUGGACGAAGGAGAUUCCGAUAAAGGAGGCAAUAGGACCCGGCUAAAAGCUGGGGGCAUGGGGGAGGGGUGGAGAGUUGAUGAAUGGGAGGACAGAACUUUCCAGACUGACGCAGUCCCUCACACAGCGGGGUUCCAAGUCCCUCCACCCCCACCCGCUCGCUUUCUCGCUCCCUCUUAGGUGCUAACUCCAGAACCACAGUUUUUGGGACCUAAGUCACCGCGUGGAAUCUCCUUCCCCCUUAGCGUCCCUCUGGUGUGAGUCCUACUUCUCAAAGAUUUCUGUAGGACCUACUUAUUUUGUCUUUGUAUCAUGAUUUUUUUUUUUAAAUCUCAUUAUGAUUUAAAAAUUAAAGGAAUACAAUAAGUGCCCCUGAAAAA